AUGUCCGAGGCAGGAUUUAGAAUAUAUGUUCGGCUGGCUAACGGUACUGCAGCGGAGCAUAGUAAUUAUGUCUACACUCUCAGCUCAGAGCUAUCCAUAUCCCCUACCACCACGGCGGCUAUGGCAGUCUUCAAGCCAGGACAGCCCAUCGACCCUACCGUUCCUCUCUAUUCACAGAUCCAGGUCCUCACACUGCCUGGAUUUGCCUCCUUAAACAAUUCAACCACCCCACAGGGCCCGCCGAUUUCACCGUAUGAGAUCAUAUACUCCUUUGUCCAUCAUGGUCUAUCACCGUACUACGAAGCGUGCACGCGUGGGCAUGAUGGUGCUCAAGGGUCCAAGGGGAGGAAUGACACCGAUCCUAAGACCGGAGAGGUUCGUGCGAAGCAGAAGUUUGCAGAGCUUGAACUUGCUCUAUCACAUUUGCAGCAGAACAUCGAGAUACCUGCGCUUAACCUUCCGUUGCAUGAAAUUGUGCAGGCAGCUCUGGAUGAAGCUCAAAGUCGGGGUAUCGAACCGUCGGUCGAGCUAGUGCCUGCAGCAGUCUUGGAUAACCAUGCAGUUAUAAAUAGUAUACAGAAUAAUGUGAAUGGAUGGAUAAAGUCGAUUCAAGCGAUUACGAAAAUGUCUCGAGACCCUGAUAAUGGAUCUGCGGUUCAAGAGAUCAAUUUCUGGUUAUCCAUGGAGACUGCACUCGAAGGCAUUGAGACUGCACUACGAGAUGCUGGAGUGCAACUUACUAUGGACGUUCUUCGACAUGCAAAGCGGUUUUCUACCACUCUCAGUUUCUCCGCCGAUACUGGAUUGAAGGAGGCGAUGGAAACCGUACAGAAGUAUAACCAGCUACUCCGUGAUUUCCCUCUCGAUGAACUGGAGUCUGCAACCUCCCUUCAGAAGGUCCAAGAAGCCCUGAAUCUCAUAUUCUCGCAUUUGAACAAGAAACUGCGUAUUUGUCCAUACCCAAUAAAACGUGCACUAUCUCUUGUUGCAGCAAUUUCUGGAGAUCUGGACUUGACUAUUCAUAAGCUGAUACCGGGACGGAGUAUCAUGCACUAUGACUACACUGAGUUCCACUCACUUAUGCGUGCUGCUCAGAUUGUCUGGAGAACCUGGGACGAGAAUAUCAAAGAAUUUACCAACGUCGCUCGAGAUGCCAUGAGGAGGCGCAACGAGAAAUUUAUCCCGAUCAAGGUUAAACCAAAACACGCAGAAACCCAGGACCGACUUAAGUUUAUUAACACCUUCCGCACGAACCAUGAGCAGCUUCAGCGAACUAUCAUCAGUGUUCUCGGCACGAAAUCUAACCAGGGGGGCGCAUCUCUGUCUGCCGGAGCGGAUAACUCGACUGCCUUGGAAGAAUUUGGUGACGUUGACGCUGUAGAGCAAGUCACCCAGGCAUAUAAUGCUCUCAAGGAUGUAGAUGUUCUUGACGUCAGUCCUGAAGGAACACAGGCAUGGAUCCAAGCCGAGUCUACCUACAACGAGCGUACUUCUCGUGUCGAAAAUUUGAUGAUUGCUCGGCUCCGUGAUAAGCUUGCCACAGCACAAAAUGCCAAUGAGAAAUUCCGAGUCUUUUCAAAGUUCAACGCGUUGCUGGUUCGACCAAAGAUUAGGAGUGCUAUUGGUGAAUAUCAAACCAAGCUUAUUGAUAAUGUGAAGCAGGAUAUUGCGGCUUUGCAUGAACGGUUUAAGCAGCAGUAUGGACAUUCAGAAGCCCAUGCAAUGGCACAACUCCGAGAUCUACCCCCUGUCUCGGGAGCUAUUAUUUGGGCCCAACAAAUAGAACGACAAUUGGAUGGCUAUAUGCGAAAAGUCGAGGAUGUUCUUGGUGAAGACUGGGAUCUUCAUGCAGAUGGCCAAAAGCUACAGGCCGAGAGCAAUAUGUUCCGCAAGAAAUUAGAUACUCGACCUGUAUUCCAAGCUUGGGUACAGGAUGUCAAACGACGAAAUAUUGCCAUCUCUGGCCGAUUAUUCGUUAUUACUCGAAAUCGCGCUGCUGGAAACUCUCUUGAGUUAGCCGUCAACUUUGAUGCCCAAAUUAUUGCUCUCUUCAAGGAAGUGCGGAAUCUAGUUUGGCUGAACUUCCAAAUUCCACACGCUAUUACUAGCGUUUCGAAAGAAGCCAAACGCGUUUAUCCGUUUGCGAUUAGCUUGAUGGAGAGUGUUCGGACUCUACAUCAAACCAUCAGGGCCAUUGCAUCCAUGUCACAGUCUGCCAUCCUGCUCAAUGGGUAUCAGAAUGAUGUCCAGGCCCUAAUAGUAAAGGGUCUCCCUUUGCGAUGGGAGUCUUUCAUACAUUCUUACGAGAUCCAUGUCAAACAAGGCCUUGCGAAUGGAUCUACAGAUCCUUCUGUCAGUUCCGGUCGUGGUGAGAGCAAGCAUGUUCAAUUUGUCCGUGAAUUUGCAAUUUCUACCUCUGUAUUGCAAUCAAAGACAGCGACCCUGGCCACCAUGGAUGAUAACAUUCAGAAAGCAAUUCUUGCUUUGAAGACCUGCCCUUACGACGUGACUGUAUUCCGUAAUCGCAUUGAUCAGAUUCAGAUUGCGAUCGAUAAACUCAACCUCGAAAACUACGCCAAUCUUGGGUACUGGGUUGCAAACCUCAAUACUAAAAUCGAAACGAUCCUUCAAGAUCGACUUCGGGGUGCUAUUAGACGUUGGAUUGCGUCCUUCCAACAUGCCGGAGAUGAACAAUCUGGAACGGGCCAUACUAUUGAGGCGAUCGGCAACAAAGAGGAGCAAGACACAUCAUAUAUUCAGUUCCCAAAGUCUCUCCACGAAAUUUCCAUGAAAAACCAGGUCAUGCAUCUCGACCCACCGCUGGAGUACGCUAGAGCCUCGUGGUUUGCUCAUUUUGAUGAAUGGGUCGGCAUCCUUUGUAACUUGGAGAAGAUCAAGUCUUCGAGAUACAAAAUGUCAAUCCAUGCUGAUAAUGUUUCUUAUUCUGAAACUCAUUUUUCUGAUAUCCCUCAGUACUGCUCUGAAGAAUUGAGCGAAGUGUACUCACUUAUAGAAGCUCGAUUGGAGGAAAUCUCGGAGUAUGUAGACAAAUGGCUUCAGUUCCAAUCGUUAUGGGACUUGCAAUCAUCCCAUGUUUACGAUAUCCUUGGAGAGGACCUAUCUCAAUGGCUUCAGUUACUGCAUGAAAUUCGCAAAAGCCGUGGUACAUUCGACACAUCCGAGGUUCGCCGUUCAUUUGGAAAUGUUCGCAUCGAUUAUGAGCAAGUCCAGACCAAAGUCAACGCAAAGUACGACCAAUGGCAACGGGAGAUUCUACUUAAAUUUGCAGGAAAACUAGGAGCUCGUAUGCGAGAUGUACAUGCUGAACUUGAAGCGGCUCGACGAGACCUGGAAGGACAGUCACUCGAAGCCUCAUCCACCGCCCAAGCUGUCUCAUUUAUUACAAUUGUUCAGCAAUGCAAGAGAAAAGCAAAACUCUGGGAGCCUGAGAUUGACUUGUUCUUGCAAGGUCAAGCAACGCUUAUCCGACAAAGAUAUCAAGCACCUAGCGACUGGCUUCCUGCUGAUCGAGUUUCUGGAGAGUGGGAUGCUCUCAAUGAGAUCUUGGAGCGCAGAAGCAAAACUGUGCAAGACCAGACAGAUGCUCUUAGAGCUAAAAUAUCUGCGGAAGACAGAGUCAUUAACGAGAAGAUUGCAGAAGCCGUGAGCCAGUGGAAUGAAGAAAAACCUGUUUCAGGAUCAACUCCUCCUGAAGAGGCUUCUGCCACACUUAGCUAUUUCCAGUCGCGUCUCGAGAAGCUACAGUCUGAAUCUGAAAUGGUGUCAAAGGCAAAGGAAGCUCUCGAUCUUCCUAGCAGCCCCGAAACCACACUCGCUGCUAUUCUUGAGGAAGUACAAGAUUUUAUGGCUGUAUGGGCUGCCUUGUCUACAAUCUGGAAGAGCUUGAAUGAAUUGCGCGAUACGCUCUGGAAUAGCAUCCAACCGCGAAAACUUCGUCAGUCCUUGGAUGGAUUGAUCAAAAUGACGAAGGAAAUGCCGAGUCGAAUGCGCCAGUAUGCUGCUUUUGAGCAUAUACAAAAUGUUCUUCGCGGCUUCUUAAAAGUCAACCCAUUGCUUGCAGACAUGAAAUCCGAGGCUGUCAGGGAGCGUCAUUGGCAAAAGAUCUUCAAGGCCCUUAAGCCAGGAAAGCGUUUCUCACAGAUAUCAAUGACCCUAGGAGACGUCUGGGAUCUUCAACUUGGACCCAGUGAGUCUGUUAUUCGUGACAUUAUUACACAAGCUCAGGGAGAGAUGGCAUUGGAGGAAUUUUUGCGAAGCGUUCGUGAAACCUGGCAAAGCUAUACCUUGGACUUGGUGAACUACCAAAACAAGUGUCGCUUGAUACGUGGGUUUGAUGAUCUUUUUGCGAAGUGUAGUGAAAAUCUGAACUCUCUCCAGGCAAUGAGACAUUCUCCAUAUUACAAGGAAUUCGAAGAAGAGGCUACGACUUGGGAGGACAAACUCACCAGGGUACAUGUCCUAUUUGACGUUUGGAUCGAUGUCCAAAGACAAUGGGUUUACCUAGAAGGAGUAUUUACUGGGAAUGCCGAUAUCAAGCAUCUCCUUCCCCUUGAGUCUGGAAGGUUCCAAAAUAUCAACUCUGAGUUCUUCGCAGUCAUGAAAAAGGUCUACAAGUCCCCUUUGGUACUAGAUAUCCUCGCCAUUACUGGUGUCCAGAAGUCGCUUGAAAGACUCGCAGAACUGCUCCACAAGAUUCAAAAGGCACUGGGUGAAUACCUCGAAAAGGAACGUGUAUCGUUCCCACGCUUCUAUUUCGUUGGAGAUGAAGAUCUCCUUGAGAUAAUUGGUAAUAGCAAUGAUACCCUCCGAGUUGCAAAACAUUUCAAGAAGAUGUUCGCUGGACUUUCGGGUCUUCUCAUCGACGAUGAUGGUAAUAUCAUUGGCGUUAGCUCCAAGGAAGGGGAGGAAGUUAUACUGAAGCGUGAAGUGUCGCUAGUGAAAACGCCUCGUAUCAACGAUUGGCUUACUGCACUAGACAACAACGUCAAAUUGACGCUGGCGGAGCUUUUGACAGAGGCAAUUGAGCAAUUUGAACCCAUCUAUAGCGCUUCAGAAGUUGACUCCACCGCUUUCCAGGACUACAUCGCAAACUACCCAGCUCAAAUUGUGGUCUUGGGCAGUCAAGUUGUUUGGACCAAUGCUGUUCAAAGAGCCCUCGAAGCCGGAGGUGAUGGAUUAUCAGCAUUGUAUGACGCGGAAGUGAGGGUCCUCGAUAUACUUGCUCUCACCGUCCUUGGUGACCUAGAUCCGAUUACGCGCAAGAAGUGUGAACAUUUAAUUACCGAAUUCGUUCAUCAAAGAGAUGCUAUAGCAAAACUCAUGAGUGUCAACGCCUCCUUGCCAACCCACUACCUGUGGCUCCUGCAAAUGCGAUAUGUCUACCAGCCAACUGGAGAUUUCUUACAGCGACUCUAUAUCCAUAUGGCGAACGCAAAACUAAGUUAUGGCUUUGAGUACCUAGGUGUUCCAGAACGCCUCGUCCGCACACCGCUUACAGACCGGUGUUUCCUGACCCUUACACAAGCACUGUGCCAAAGAUUAGGUGGGUCUCCGUAUGGUCCAGCAGGAACUGGUAAGACGGAAUCCGUGAAAGCACUUGGUUUGCAGCUUGGUCGGUUUACUCUUGUGUUCUGUUGUGACGACACCUUUGAUUUCCAGGCAAUGGGCAGAAUCUUCCUUGGUAUCUGCCAGGUGGGCGCCUGGGGCUGUUUCGACGAGUUCAAUCGUCUUGAAGAACGAAUACUAUCCGCAGUCUCACAACAGAUCCAAAACAUCCAGAUUGGCUUGAAGAAUAGUGAAGACGAAACGAAAGCUCAGAUUGAUCUUGUUGGGCGGCAAUUACGAGUCAACAUGAACACCGGAAUUUUCAUUACUAUGAACCCUGGAUAUGCUGGCCGUUCAAACUUGCCAGAUAACUUGAAGAAACUCUUCCGAAGUGUUGCCAUGUCAAAGCCUGAUAAAGAGCUCAUAGCUGAAGUCAUGCUCUUUUCACAAGGCUUCAAACAAGCAAAAUCCCUUUCCAGACAAACCGUACCUUUCUUCGAUCAUUGUGCCAGCCGCCUUUCAAAGCAAGCCCACUAUGAUUUCGGCCUUCGUGCUUUGAAGAGCGUUCUAGUCAGCUCGGGUGGCCUGAAGCGACUAAGACUCGCAAAUUCAGAUGGAGAUAUUGGGCCGGAUGAAUACAUUGAACCACAGAUUAUUGUUCAAAGUAUCCGGGAGACAAUUGCACCAAAACUCAUUCGGGAAGACGUUGAAACUCUGUUAGAGAUUCAGGCUAGUGAUUUUCCCGGAGUUGAAUACGUCCCAGCAAACUUUGAGAAACUUACUCAAGCUAUUAAAGAUAUUGCUGCUGAAAACCAUUACGUUGCCUCAGAUAUUUGGAUCGCCAAAAUCCUGCAGUUAUAUCAGAUUCAGGGCAUUCAUCAUGGUGUGAUGAUGGUGGGAAGCUCCGGAGCUGGUAAGAGUGCGGCAUGGAAAGUUCUCCUGCAGGCUCUUCAACGGGCUGAAGGGGUAGAAGGUGUUUCCCAUAUCAUUGACUCUAAAGUUAUGUCUAAAGAAGCUUUAUAUGGAAACCUCGACAAUACCACUCGUGAAUGGACAGACGGUCUUUUCACAGGGAUUCUCCGAAAAGUUGUGGACAAUCUUCGCGGUGAGGAUUCAAAGCGUCACUGGAUUGUGUUCGAUGGUGAUGUAGACCCCGAAUGGGUUGAAAAUCUCAACAGUGUUCUGGACGAUAAUAAGCUCCUUACUCUACCCAAUGGCGAGCGGUUAAACCUUCCUCCAAAUGUUAGAGUUAUGUUCGAGGUCGAGAAUCUCAAGUAUGCCACCCUCGCUACUGUAAGUCGCUGUGGUAUGGUAUGGUUCAAUGAUGACACUGUGACCUCAACUAUGAUGAUCACAAACUACGUUGAGUCGCUCAAGGAGAAAAUAUUUGAAGACUUAGAUGAUGACAGUGUUCCUGCUGGACAGUCUUCCGCAAAAACUAUGGCAACUCAAGGUGCCAUUGCAACAUUCCUUGGAGAGCUCCUAUCAAGGGACAAUGUUAUACUCAAUGCUCUGCAAGAGGCUAGGAAAUACACACAUAUCAUGGAAUACAGUGAUAUUCGGGCCCUCGGCACUUUGUUCAGCUUGCUAAACAAAGCUUGUCGUAAUAUCCUAGAGUAUAACAUCCAACACGUCGACUUCCCCUUAGAACCUGAGCAAACAGAGUCUUACAUGUCGAAAAAGCUUCUUCUAGCCCUUGUGUGGUCACUCACUGGUGAUUGUCCUCUUGGUGAGAGGAAACAAUUUGGUGAAUAUGUGGUUGCUUUCUCUUCUACCGAUACUCCUCUGCUAGGUGAUUCUGCAUCAUUGAUUGAUUAUGAUGUUUCACUACCCAAGGCUGAAUGGAUCCCAUGGCAGUCUCAAGUACCUUCCAUUGAGAUCAAUACUCACUCAGUCACACAAACAGAUGUCAUCAUCCCAACCCUGGAUACUGUUCGUCACGAAGAUGUUCUCUAUUCCUGGCUUGCGGAGCAUAAGCCGCUUCUUCUUUGUGGUCCACCAGGUUCUGGAAAGACAAUGACUUUGUUCUCAGCCUUGAGGAAAUUACCGAAUAUGGAGGUUGUUGGCCUCAACUUUUCCAGUGCUACAACCCCCGACUUGCUUAUCAAAACGUUCGAACAGUACUGUGAAUAUAAGAAGACACUAAAUGGCGUGGUGAUGUCUCCUAGCCAAAUUGGCCGCUGGCUCGUCAUCUUCUGUGAUGAAAUAAAUCUUCCAGCUCGCGACCAAUAUGGAACUCAGCGUGCAAUCUCAUUCUUGAGGCAACUAGUAGAACAGAAUGGUUUCUGGAGAACCUCGGACAAGACAUGGAUUACUCUCGAUAGAAUCCAGUUUGUCGGUGCGUGUAACCCUCCAACCGAUGCAGGCCGAACACCUUUGGGUGAGCGGUUCCUCCGCCACGCACCAUUGGUUAUGGUUGACUAUCCCGGCGAAAUAUCCUUGUUGCAGAUUUACGGUACAUUCAACUCUGCAGUUCUCAAAAUCAUACCAAUGCUCCGUGGAUACUCUGAGGCCCUUACAAAAGCUAUGGUGCAAUUCUACUUAGAAUCCCAAGCUAGAUUCACCACCAAGAUCCAACCACAUUAUGUUUAUUCCCCGCGAGAAUUGACCAGAUGGGUCCGUGGUGUAUAUGAAGCAAUAAAGCCGCUUGAAAACCUUUCCAUCGAGGGUUUGGUCAGAAUUUGGGCACAUGAGGCCCUGCGGCUAUUCCAGGAUCGACUCGUGGACGAAAGUGAGCAACAGUGGACUGCUGAGUCAGUCAAACGGAUCGCCCUGGAGCAUUUCCCCAAUAUUGAUGAAGUUGCUGCUCUGAGCUCACCAAUUCUGUUCUCGAACUGGUUAUCUAAAAACUAUGUUCCUGUGGAGCAAGAACAACUACGAGAUUUUGUCAAGGCGCGAUUACGCACGUUCUGUGAGGAAGAGGUCGACGUUCCUCUCGUACUUUUCAAUGACGUCUUGGAGCACGCUCUGCGUAUCGACAGAGUAUUCCGCCAGCCCCAGGGACAUCUUAUCUUGAUCGGAGUAAGCGGUAGUGGCAAGACUACAUUGUCUCGGUUUGUUGCCUGGAUGAAUGGCCUCAAAGUCUUUCAGAUCAAAGUGCACGGGAAAUAUUCCGGUGAGGACUUCGACGAAGAUCUCAGAAGUGUUCUUCGUAGGGCAGGAUGCAAAGGCGAGAAGAUUUGUUUCAUCAUGGAUGAGGCCAAUGUGUUGGAUUCCGGGUUUUUGGAGCGGAUGAACACCCUUCUUGCAAACGCCGAAGUCCCUGGUCUGUUUGAAGGUGACGAAUUUGCUUCCCUGAUGACGGCUUGUAAGGAGGGCGCCCAACGACAAGGCCUACUCCUUGAUUCUCAGGAGGAGCUUUAUAAGUGGUUCACCCAACAAAUUGUCAAUAACCUUCAUGUCGUCUUUACUAUGAACCCCCCUGAAGACGGUCUAUCAUCUAAAGCGGCGACCAGCCCCGCUCUCUUCAACAGAUGCGUGCUCAACUGGAUGGGAGAUUGGUCAGACCAAGCCUUAUACCAAGUUGGAUACGAACUCACUCAGUCUGUCGACCUUGACAAGCCGAACUUUAUUGCUCCAGAUAGCAUACCAGUUGCAUACCGUGGUCUUUCCCUCCCUGCAUCUCACCGCGACACUGUGGUCAAUGCGAUGGUUUAUGUUCACUAUUCGUUGCAUAGGUUCAACCAACGACUCCAAAAACAGCAGGACAAGUCAACGUACCUUACCCCUCGUCACUAUCUUGAUUUUGUGGCGCACUACGUUAAGCUCUUUAAUGAAAAACGUGAGGAUCUCGAAGAGCAACAGAGACAUCUCAACGUGGGUCUAGAAAAACUUCGGGACACCGUUGACAAAGUGCGGGAUCUAAGGGCUAGCUUGGCUCAAAAGAAGAAUCAGCUUGAAAAGAAAGAUGCUGAGGCUAACGAAAAACUUCAACGAAUGGUUGCUGACCAACGGGAGGCCGAACAGCGUAAAUCGGCAUCACUCGAAAUCCAGACAGCAUUGGAGAAGCAAGAGAAGGAGGUUGCUAGUCGGAAAGAAAUUGUGCUUAAUGAUCUUGCUAAUGCCGAACCAGCAGUUCUCGAGGCACAGAAGAGCGUCAGCAACAUUAAAAAGCAACACCUGACUGAAGUGAGAUCGAUGAGCAAUCCUCCAUCCGGUGUUAGGCUGGCGCUUGAAUCAGUGUGUGCACUCCUAGGUCAUAAAGUGGAGAGCUGGAAAACAAUUCAAGGCAUCGUUCGCAAGGACGAUUUCAUUGCAAGCAUCGUCAAUUAUGACAAUGAAAGGCAAAUGACCCGUCAGCUGAGGGCAAAGAUGUUGAAUGAGUUCCUUUCCAAAGAAGAAUUUUCGUUCGAGCGCGUCAAUCAUGCCAGCAAGGCUUGUGGACCUUUAGUACAAUGGGUACAGGCUCAAGUUCAUUACUCUUCGAUUUUAGAUCGUGUCGGGCCACUUAGAGAAGAAGUUGGCCAAUUGGAGGAACAGGCAUUGCAGACUAAGGCGGAAGCUCAGGCAAUUGAAAACACAAUAAAUGACCUUGAGAACAGCAUUGCAACCUACAAGGUCGAAUACGCCGCACUCAUUAGUGAGACACAAGCCAUCAAGAGCGAGAUGUCCCGGGUUGAGUUCAAGGUUGACAGAAGUGUUCGUCUGCUUGACAGCUUAUCUUCUGAACGGUCUAGGUGGGAAGAGGGUAGCAAGACGUUCGAGACGCAAAUAUCAACCCUUGUCGGCGAUGUUCUCAUUGCAGCAGCAUUCCUUGCAUACGGUGGUCUUUACGAUCAACAAUUCAGAAAGGCGAUGAUUGACGACUGGAUGCAUCAUUUAUCUCAGUCGAACAUCGACUUGAAACCACACAACCCAGUAACAGAGUACUUGUCAAAUGCGGACGAGAGACUCUCAUGGCAGGGCAAUUCACUCCCUGUUGACGAUUUGUGCACAGAGAAUGCUAUUAUCCUGAACCGAUUCAACAGAUACCCUCUUAUCAUUGAUCCCUCUGGCCGUGUUACGGAGUUCCUAGAGAAGGAGAACAGAGAUCGAAAGCUUACCGUAACCAGCUUCUUGGAUGAUUCCUUUGUCAAACAGCUCGAGAGUGCUCUUAGAUUUGGCAACCCAAUACUCAUUCAAGAUGCAGAGCACUUAGACCCAAUUCUUAAUCAUGUUCUCAAUAAGGAGUACCAGAAAACUGGUGGUCGUGUGCUCAUACAACUGGGCAAGCAAGAAAUCGAUUUCUCGCCGUCUUUCAAAUUAUUCCUCUCCACUCGUGAUCCUUCUGCCUCAUUUCCACCGGACAUCUGUAGUCGAACGACAUUUGUCAACUUUACAGUUACUCAAAGCAGCUUGCAAACACAAUCUCUUAAUGAAGUGUUGAAAUCCGAACGUCCAGAUGUUGACGAACGUCGCACGAACCUCAUCAAGGUGCAAGGCGAGUUCAAGAUCCAUCUUCGCCAACUAGAAAAGAAACUACUCCAGGCGCUAAACGAAUCUCGUGGAAACAUUCUUGAUGAUGACAAUGUCAUUGAAACGCUUGAAACACUUAAGAAAGAAGCUUGGGAAAUUUCCAACAAGAUGGUUGAGACUGAGGGAGUGAUGGCAGAGGUUGACAAUAUCACACUGCAAUACAACAUCAUCGCAAGAUCGUGUAGCGCCGUUUUUGCAGUCCUUGAACAGCUUCACCACCUUAAUCACUUCUACCAAUUUUCUCUUCAAUACUUUGUUGAUAUUUUCAACGAUGUCCUUCACAAUAACAAGAGGCUGGCGCAGGAGCGCGAUUAUACUGUACGAGUCAACAUAAUACUACGCGAUCUCUUUAUUGCAGCCUUCCAACGGACGUCACUUGGAUUGCUCCAAAAGGACCGCGUGACUUUGGCCGUCCUUCUUGCCCAAGCGUCUCCAUACCCGAUGGACAAGGGAUUGAUAGAUAUGAUACUGGAUACCACUGUCGAGGGCUGUGAUGUGUCUACAGAUGGCAACCUCAGAGAACCUGCAAUGUCAGCACUCGCCCAGAUGUCGGUAUUUAAGUCAAGUUUGCCAAAUAUUUCGGCUGAACAAUGGGAGUUGUUCCUUUCGGAAGAAUUCGCAGAAAACUUCGUUCCCAACGUUUGGGAGGAGGGGACAAGCCAGCUUGACCAACAAUUACGAUCCUUGCUGCUUGUUAAACUUCUACGUCUUGAUCGAUUUGUGCCGGCUGCUGAGCGAUUUGUUGUGACUGUAUUCGGUAAAGGCUUACUUGAUGACAAUGGUGAUCUGAAGGAGGUUGUUGAGCAGGUAACUUCAACCACCCCGAUUGCCCUUAGUUCAAGCCCCGGCUUCGAUGCAAGUUACAAAGUCGACGGCCUUGUCGAAAGAACACACAGAAACUGUGCCAACAUUGCCAUGGGUUCGAACGAAGGACUUGAAAGCGCAGAUAAGGCUAUUAGCAACGCAGCAGCAACAGGAAGCUGGGUUCUUGUCAAGAACGUCCAUCUGGCCCCUUCGUGGCUUCAGAGUCUCGAAAAACGUCUGGAAUCGCUUAAGCCACACAAGGACUUCAGACUCUUCCUGUCUAUGGAGUCAAGCCCAAAGAUUCCAGUUAACUUGAUUCGAGCAUCAAGAGUGUUGAUGUAUGAACAGCCAGCUGGUGUUCGUGCAAAUGUGAAGGAUUCCCUGUCAUCUCUGAGCCUAAGGGCAACCAGUCCACCUGUCGAGAAAGCACGACUGUACCUUCUGCUCUCGUUCCUCCACGCAGUUAUUCAAGAACGACUACGGUAUGCACCAAGUCUAGGAUGGAAGGGCUUCUGGGAGUUCAAUGAUAGUGAUUACGAAUGCUCUGCAUUUAUCAUUGAUACCUGGGUUGCGUCAAUCGCCCAGGGUCGCUCAAAUGUCGCCCCACAGAAGAUUCCUUGGGACCUGAUCCGGACGUUGAUCACAGAAACGUAUGGUGGAAAGAUCGACGAUGCUGGGGACUUUGCACUCCUUGCCAAGCUCGUCGAUACGUUCCUGACUCCCGCAGCGUUCGAGGACGACCAUAAACUCGUUCCCGACGUGGAAAACGACGAGGCUCUUAUCCUACCAACAUCUACGGGCAUCCAGGACUUCCUUGCAUGGGUGAAUCGACUACCCGAGCGAGAGCCACCUACAUACCUUGGCCUACCUGCCAACGCUGAAAAACUACUUCUGGUCGGCCAUGGAAAGAGGAUGAUCUCGAAUCUGUCAAAGAUCACCACUCUUCUUGACGAAGGCGAACAACUAAUGGUCGAAACAGCUGCCAUCUAG
Messenger RNA from Trichophyton rubrum CBS 118892, 12813 nucleotides. Its product is annotated as dynein heavy chain, cytoplasmic. NCBI's taxonomy places the organism in Eukaryota, Fungi, Ascomycota, Eurotiomycetes, Onygenales, Arthrodermataceae. The coding region runs from base 1 to 12813 and encodes 4270 amino acids. The transcript is spliced from 2 exons. Gene Ontology annotation, biological process: microtubule-based movement. The record is from RefSeq and is a predicted model, not a curated record. Gene Ontology annotation, cellular component: dynein complex. Gene Ontology annotation, molecular function: dynein intermediate chain binding; ATP hydrolysis activity; minus-end-directed microtubule motor activity.